Messenger RNA from Trichoplusia ni (cabbage looper), 1108 nucleotides. It is a transcript of the gene Mettl2, whose product is annotated as methyltransferase-like protein. The coding region runs from base 137 to 1096 and encodes 319 amino acids. The record is from RefSeq and is a predicted model, not a curated record. The transcript is spliced from 4 exons. Gene Ontology annotation, molecular function: tRNA (cytidine-N3)-methyltransferase activity. Lineage: Eukaryota; Metazoa; Arthropoda; Insecta; Lepidoptera; Noctuidae.
GUGUCAAUGUCAUAUGCUUGCCAGUUGUGUUUAUUGUAGGAUUUCUAGGUUAUUUCCUUAUUUUGGUAGGACCAAUCUAUAAUAAUUUAAGGCGACAAUUGUAACUUGUAAUAUAUAUUGAACUAUAAACCAUCAAAUGGAAGAUACUCCUUCCGAUAAAAGACCGCAAUUCGGGAACAGAUAUCUGGAAAAUGCUGACGAAGUUUUUAAACAUAACGCGUGGGACAAUGUGGAUUGGGAUGAAGAACAAGAAGAAGUGGCAAAAGAGAAAGUUCAACAGAAUUCACAAAUAGUAUUUUCUGAGGAACGUUUGAAAUCUCUUGAAGAUGAUGCUGACAAGCAUUGGGAUGCAUUCUAUGAUAUACAUCAGAAUAGAUUCUUCAAAGACCGUCAUUGGCUUUUCACCGAGUUUCCUGAACUAGCACCAGACAAUACCUCAGCUCCAGUCAGAGUAUACCCUGAAGGAGAAAACAAUCAAUCAACAAAUAUUGCACCACAAGAACAGAGCAACACGAAACGCCAGAUAUUUGAAAUAGGUUGUGGUGUUGGCAACACCAUAUUCCCUAUUUUACAGUACAGCAGAGAUCCAAACCUUUUUAUUUAUGGAUGUGACUUCUCCUCAAAAGCAAUAGAGAUUAUGCAGCAGAGUGAAUUGUAUGACACAAGUAGGUGUAGCGUGUUUGUAUUGGAUGCUACCCUAGACCAAUGGAAUGUGCCUUUUGAAGAAAAUUCUAUUGAUAUCAUUGUUUUAAUAUUCGUUUUGUCAGCAAUUGAUCCUGCAAAGAUGUCAACAGUUGUAAGCAAUAUUUACAAGUAUCUAAAGCCAGGUGGAUUACUCGUGUUCCGCGACUAUGGGCGCUACGACUUGGCCCAACUCCGGUUCAAGAAAGGCCGAUGUAUAUCAGACAACUUCUACGCUCGAGGGGACAACACGAGAGUCUACUUCUUCACUCAAGAAGAAAUAACAAAUUUAUUCAAAGGUGCUGGAUUCAUAGAAGAACAGAACCUUAUUGAUAGAAGACUUCAAGUAAACAGAGGAAAAAUGUUGAAAAUGUAUAGAGUAUGGAUACAAGGCAAAUAUAGAAAACCAUUAUAAGUGUAAAACAUU